CCAUCUGAUUAUCUCUCCACAAUUUUCAUUUACUUCUCUUCCAUCUCUCCCAUAAGAACACAAUUAACAGCACCCACUUUAAUUCCUGCCUCUGCAAACUAUACUUUUACGAGUCCGACAUCAGCCAAGCCCCGCUCCACCGUUCCUCACACAAUCAAGCAUGCCAAAUUGAUUUGUGUAUUAGUAGUACAUUAACAUCACAAUCACAUAUUUCAUUUUAUCUCAUUUCUACUUUUUUUUAAUAUCAACAUCAAAUACACCUCCUUUACCAAUAUUAACCGAAAUUGUCAUAUCACAUACAUUACCGUAAUAUUCGAUAUACUGAAAUUUCGGUAUAACAAAUUUCAAUAUUGUUAUUGUAAUACUGUACCAAACCAUAUUAAUUAUGUUAUAAAUAACCCUCAUCUCUAUAAAUCAUAGCAUGUUGGCACUUCCCAAUUAAGAAAACACCGUAAGUUAAACUAUUAGUGAGAGAAACCCCACAAUAAUCACUCUCCUAAGCUUUAUUGCAGAAUUGAUCAAUGGAGCAACAAAAACAGCUCUCGCCGGAAACUCACAAUCUGGAGAAGGAGCUGAGAACGCAAUGGCGGAUCACCAUCCCCUUGGUGGCCAUGAACUUCACAUGGUUCGCCAAAACCGCCAUCACCACCGCCUUCCUCGGGCGCCUCGGCGAGCUCCCCCUCGCUGGCGCCACCCUCGGCUUCACCUUCGCCAACGUCACCGGCUUCUCCCUCCUCAACGGCCUCUGCGGCGCCAUGGAGCCUAUCUGCGGCCAAGCCUUCGGCGCCAACAACUUCCGCCUCCUCCAUAAGACUCUCCUCAUGUCCACCACUCUCCUCCUAUCCGUCUCCGUCCCCAUCGCCUUCCUCUGGCUCCACGUCGACCUCAUUCUAAUCUACUUCGGCCAGCACAGAGAUCUCGCUGCCGUCUCCCGCCGCUACCUCAUUUUCCUCAUCCCCGAUUUGGUCGUAAUCUCAUUUCUCUGCCCCCUUAAAGCCUAUCUCAGCACUCAGAACGUCACCGUCCCGAUCAUGCUGAGCUCCGCCACCGCAGCCGCAAUCCACAUCCCGGCCACUCUGGUCCUCGGCCGCGCGAGGGGGCUGGAGGGGAUUGCAAUGGCAGUGUGGAUUAGUGAUGUGGUGGUGGCGAUUUUACUCGCGAUAUAUCUUAUUUUGUGGGAAAGGCGAAAAGGGGGGAAUUGGAAGGAAGGGGGAUGGCUGGAGCAAAGUGGGGCAGAGUGGCUAAGGCUGCUGAAACUCAGUGGGCCCUGCUGCCUCACCACCUGCCUCGAGUGGUGGUGCUACGAGAUCGUGGUCCUCCUCACGGGCCGCCUACCCAGCGCGCAGCGCUCGGUAGGCGUCUUAGCGAUAGUGCUCAACUUCGACUACUUGCUCUUCUCCGUCAUGCUCUCCCUGGCCACGUGCGCGUCCGUGCGCGUGUCGAACGAGCUGGGGGCGGGGCGCCCGAGGGCGGCCCGCCUCGCAGCACGGGUGUGCUUGUGCGUGGGGGCAGGGGCAGGGGUGGUGGGCGCAGCAGCGAUGGUGGGGGCGGCGGGGGAGUGGGGGAAGCUGUUCAGCGGGGAGAGAGGGGUGGUGAGGGUGGUGGGGAGGAUGAUGAUGGUGAUGGCAGCGGUGGAGGUGGUGAAUUUUCCGUUGGCGGUGUGUGGUGGGGUGGUGAGGGGGACGGCGAGGCCGUGGGUGGGGAUGUAUGCGAAUGUGUGUGGGUUCUAUGUGAUAGGGCUGCCGUUGGGGGUGGUGUUGGCGUUCAAGGUGGGGAUGGGAUUGGGGGGGCUGUUGGGUGGGCUUUUUGGGGGAGUUGUGGUUUGUUUGGUUUUGUUGUUUGUGUUUAUUGCCAGAAUUGAUUGGGAUGACGAAUCUCGCAAGGCGCUAAUCAUGCAGGAUUUGGUUGAUGAUGAUGACGAGGAUCAUAAUCAUAUUCCUAUUCCUAUUCCUUCAUGAUUUCUACUUUAAUUUGUUUCAUUUAUAAUAAUGCUUCGUUUAGAUGAUAUCGUUAAUGGUUCAUUUUAUAUAAAAA
Messenger RNA from Salvia splendens (bonfire salvia), 2034 nucleotides. Its product is annotated as protein DETOXIFICATION 56-like. The record is from RefSeq and is a predicted model, not a curated record. Lineage: Eukaryota; Viridiplantae; Streptophyta; Magnoliopsida; Lamiales; Lamiaceae. Gene Ontology annotation, biological process: xenobiotic detoxification by transmembrane export across the plasma membrane. Gene Ontology annotation, molecular function: xenobiotic transmembrane transporter activity; antiporter activity. Gene Ontology annotation, cellular component: membrane.